Messenger RNA from Strongylus vulgaris, 450 nucleotides. The record is from the annotation of a GenBank genome assembly. Lineage: Eukaryota; Metazoa; Nematoda; Chromadorea; Rhabditida; Strongylidae.
AAAUAUGAAAAUCUGCUUACUCAUUGUUAUGAUUCUAUCGACUUCUUUUGUGGCGGCGGAUCCUAUGAGGAAGAAACCACUCUGUAAAAUGUGUGAAGGUUUUGUUGAGAAUGUGGACGAAGUGGUCAAAAAAGAAGGAGAUAUUGCAGAGUCUGUCGAAAAAUUCUGCCGCAAUGAUGUCCCAAGGUUCCUCGUUGAAGCAUGUGAAAAGAUGAUUUUAAAGAAUCUCAAGUAUAUUAUUGAGAGACUAAAGAUGUUGAGCUGUCGUAGCCAAAUAGUUACGCUCAUUAUUGACGUAACCGAGAAGGAUCAAGCAGUUUUGACUGGAAGUGUUGACUCAUUACCUCCAUAUCUCAAAUUUUUGAGAGGUAGAAGUGUUGAGAGGGCAAAAGGCCCUCGCAAGUUGUGUUUGUUGAUAGAUUCAUGCUUUGCAGAGGAACAAGAUUGAAC